AUGGGGAUCCAUCUCAUUUUCAUAUGUGUGUUUUUGUUUGCAGCCACAUAUACUUGUUUGGGGGUUGGAAAUGUUAGUGUCCUUUGCUCUGAGCAAGAGAGAGUUGCUCUUCUCAACUUCAAACACAGUAUCCAAGAUCCUUUUGAAAUGUUGUCAUCAUGGGUUGGGAAUGAAUGUUGCCUGUGGGAAGGAAUCCAGUGUGACGGUGUCACUGGAAAUGUUCAACGCCUUCAUCUCAAAGGAGAUUCGCCCUACCCCUACAAUUACUUAGCUGGUAACAAGGUGAGUUCUUCUUUGGCAGAGUUGAGGCAUCUCAAAUACCUCGACUUGAGUGGGAAUGAUUUCCAAGGAAGUCAGAUCCCUGAGUUUAUUGGAUCCUUGAAAUACCUGAGUUACCUGAAUCUCUCUUAUGCUCGUUUUGGUGGUAUCAUUCCUCCUCACAUUGGAAAUCUUUCUAAUUUAAAGGUUCUUGAUCUCAGUUCAAACUAUUAUGAAAACUUUCUGAAGGCAGAUGAUAUGGCGUGGGCUUUUAGCCUUUCGUCACUCGAGCUUCUCAACUUGAGUUAUGUGGAUCUUAGUGGAGCACAAAACUGGGACAUGAUGCUUCACAUGAUUCCCUCCUUAAAAGAGUUAAGUUUGUCACAAUGUAGACUUUCCAAUGUUAAUCUUGGUCCUUUUCUUAAUUCCAGUAGAAUACUUCCUAAUAUAAAACACCUCGAUCUUGGCUACAAUUCUUUCAAAGGUCCACUCCCUGGCCUUCUUCAAAACAUGACAUCUCUAACAUUCCUCAGUCUUUCCGGAUUUAAUCUUAGUUUGGCAUGGAACUUUCCAAACCUACUAAGCAUGAUCCCUUCUUUGUCAGAGCUUCAUAUGUCAGCUUGUGGGCUGGAUAAGACGCAUCUAUCUUCUCCGCAUUUUAAUUACGGUACACUUUCUAACAUCCAGCACCUCGAUCUUAGCAAUAAUCCACUUGGAGGUAUAUUUCCAUCUGUAUUGACAAACAUGAGCUCCUUAGAAGUCCUUGACCUUUCAGAUACCAUGCUGAAUUCAUCGAUUCCUACUAUGCCUAAACUUCUAGAGCUUCAUCUUUCUUCUAACAAGUUUAAGCAGAUUGAGGAUGUUGGAAUCUGGAGACAGUGCCACCUGAAACAAUUAAGUGUAACAGAUAAUGAGUUUGGUAUGGAAAUGAUUGACCCACCAAAAAAUGCAUCAGAGUGCUCCAUAUAUGCUUUGGAGUUUCUGGAAUUAAGUCGGAGUUUAAAUGGUAGAAUUCCAGAAACACUUGGAAGACUGGUGAAUUUAAGACACCUUGAUCUAUCGCAGAAUGGACUGACUGGUUCAAUCCCUGAAUCUGUAACAGGAUUAAGAUUUUUACAAGUAGUAUAUCUAUAUGAAAACCAGUUGACUGGUCCCAUUCCAGAAUUCCUUGGGAACCUUACCCAACUUGUCCUUUUUUCCAACAAAUUGAAUGGUUCAAUUCCAGUUUCAAUUGGGCAACUUGCCAAACUCCGUCAUCUCUAUAUCUCUAACAAUUCUUUAGAAGGAGCGGUUACCGAAGCCCAUUUUUCUAAUCUUUCAGUGUUGAAGGUCUUGGAAAUGAGUAAGCUGACAUUCAAUGUUUCACGUGGGUGGAUACCUCCAUUCCAGUUGAUAUAUCUUUCUCUCAGCUCUUGCAAUAUCGGGAAUGGAUUUCCGCAGUGGCUUCGACAUCAGAGGAAACUUGGGAUGUUAGAGUUGUCCAAUGCUACACUUUCGGGGCCGCUGCCCACAUGGCUGCGGAAGAUGCCCAUCAUUCCUACUUUAGAUCUCUCUCACAACAAACUCAGCGGAUCUUUGAAAAACCUUCCUAAUGCGAAAAAUGAUGAUGUAUAUGGGUCUUUUGCUCUAUUACUUCUGGAAUAUAACCUUUUCAAUGGGUCAAUUCCAAGGUCAUUAUGCAGAAGAACAGAUUUGGAAGGGCUUGAUCUUUCAAGAAACAUGUUAAGUGGGAAAAUUCCCAACUGUAUGGGGAAUCUGCAGCGUUUGACUAUCAUGAGUAUAAGCUCAAAUCAGCUCUCUGGUGCCAUUCCUAGCUCAAUUGCUCUUAUUUCAUCAUUAUUUUGGUUAAAUUUGAACAAAAAUAACUUUACUGGUGAAGUUCCUCCAGAAUUAGGGAAUCUACAAGGUUUGGGAGUCUUAGAUUUGGGUGACAAUAAAUUAUAUGGAAAUAUACCCAAUUGGAUAGGGAAACAACUUACAUCUUUGGUAGUUUUGAGUUUACACAAAAACAACUUCACUGGUAGAAUUCCUCCAUCUCUUUGCAAAAGUUCAAAUCUUCAAAUUUUGGAUCUUGCAUACAACAACUUAACCGGAACCAUCCCUCCGUGUGUAGGAAACUUAAAUGGCAUGGUUGUGGGUCACUCGAUGAAUAUGUAUUAUUCAGAUAUCGAUGAUGAUAAGAAUGUGAUUCAGGUCAUGAAAGGUGUUGAUCUUGAAUAUACAACAACUUGGAGAAUGGUUUAUAACAUGGACCUUUCAAGCAAUAAACUUGUGGGAGAAAUACCGGUCGAGCUAACUGCACUUAACAUGUUGGUGGGUCUGAAUCUGUCUAAUAAUCAUCUGAGAGGGGGUAUUCCAGAGAGCAUUGGAAAGAUGAUGAAUUUGGAAACUCUUGAUUUCUCAAAAAACGAGUUGAGCGGGAGGAUCCCUUCAAGCAUGGCGGCUUUGACUUUUUUGAGCCAUUUGAAUUUGUCACACAACAACUUGUCGGGUCAAAUUCCAACAGGAAAUCAACUGCAGACGCUUAUUGAUGAUCCAUCAAUAUAUGCUGGGAACAAACAUCUAUGUGGACCUCCAUUGCAAAACACUUGCUCAAAUCAUCAAGAUUCAACAACAACAACAAGCAAGAAGAAACACAAAGCAGCUGAUGAGAAGAUGGAGGUAUGGUUGUUUUAUGUGGAUAUAAUGAGUGGUUUUGGAACAGGGUUUUGGGGUGUUAUUGGAGUUCUGAUGUUCAAGAAGCAGUGGAGACACAAACUUUUCAUGUUUGCUGAGGAAACCAUUGAUAAGAUAUACGUUGCAGUUGUGGUAAGAGUUGCCAAGUUCAAGAGAGGAAGAGAAUAG
This is a messenger RNA of Lactuca saligna, 3102 nucleotides long. The record is from the annotation of a GenBank genome assembly. Lineage: Eukaryota; Viridiplantae; Streptophyta; Magnoliopsida; Asterales; Asteraceae.